Molecule: messenger RNA, 1738 nt
Organism: Podarcis lilfordi (Lilford's wall lizard)
Lineage: Eukaryota; Metazoa; Chordata; Lepidosauria; Squamata; Lacertidae
Source: the annotation of a GenBank genome assembly
AUGCGCAAUUCUGAGACCCGGGGCCGGAGCUGCGUUCUCGAGCUUUUUGGAACCGCUAAAUCCAGACUGGAACCGGGAGGAAGCGCUGGCGGCGGCGGCGACUCGUUAAGAAGAGAGUGGCGGCGGAGCAGCAAAAGGGAAAAAGCAAAAGCGAGCAGAGCAGCCCCGUGGGUGCUGGGCGGUGAGUUUGGUAGAACGCGUCAUACCUCUGGGCCGUGACGUCAGAGCACUAAGGGUGACGACAACUCUGAGUGAGUGACGUGGUCGUGUGGCGAGCAGGGAGGGCCGCGGUAGCGCCCUUUCCCCGGGGGAGCAUGCGUCGUGGGGUCGGCAAGUUGAGGCUGGGGGGGCGGGAGGAGUCCCGAGUGGGCCAGGACGGAGGCUGGGAUUGGCUGGAAAGGUAGGCAAACUGUAUGAGGAGCGGGGCUGGGACUGAGUGGCAGGAGGAGGAAGAGGAGGCCUGUGGGUUUCCCUAAGGCCUUCUUUCCCCGUCCCGCAAAGUUGCAAAGGUAAACACAGCAGCAACUCGAAAUACCUAAAAGGAAACUUGCGGCAGCAGCCAUGGGCUGGUAAAAGCAGUAAAACCCACGCCGGGUAUUUGGGGUGCUUGACUGAGUGGCAAAGAAACGGGGGCUGAGGUCAGUAGACUGCUGAGCUGUGUGCAUGGAAGAGGGAGAAACAGUAGUGCUGUUUUCUUGAGGGGGCCCUUUGGGGUAUAUUUGCCAGGGCUUGGUGUGGGAGGUGAACAGGCGAACAUUUGGAGCCAAGCAGGGAGCAUCUGGGGCCUGAAUUCCCAACUCAUGUAAUAACAAGGUGUUAGGGCUGAGGGAAUAAAAAUCAUAGAUGGUGUUGAGCUAAGGGAAGGAGGGGUCCCAUGAGUUGCUCAUGCCCUAAGGCGGUUGUAGUGGGAGCAGGGAAGUGCUGGCCCAAGACAGUUUGGCACCUGAGACAAACCACAAAAUGGCACAAAGCUGCCCACAAGAGAAGAGGUGUGUGAAGAUCUGCAUCAGGAACAAGCGGAUAAAGUUCUACAUCGGGAAUGAGUGGGAGGAGACCAGCAGUGCCUCCUAUUCACCAAGAGGCCACUGCAGAGGGAACAUUGGGGAGGGGCAGCAAUGCAUUCCUUGGGGACUGGAUCUGCUGUCCCUGUAGACCCUGCCGCCUGAGGUGGCUGCCCCAACUUGCCUCAUGGGUGGGCCAGCCCUGGAGUGGGCCUUGGCUGGUAAGACAGAGAGGUAAGUCACUUGGGGUUCAUGAGAGAACAUCUGAGGGCAUUUUGUUUUCUUGUAAGGGACUGGCAAUGUUCUCUGGGACUGUGUGGAAAUGUGCCACAUAUUUUUUUUGCAUAGGAGAGGGGUAUAAUGGGUUAGUUUGAGGUUCCCUCAACUGAUAGGGUUCACAUGUUAGCUUUUAACAGGCCUCUCUUACCUUGUUUCUGAUGGGGAUGGGUGUGGCCAGGGCAGGAAGAUAAAUCAGGGGUGUUUUUAAACCUAUGAGAGCAAAGCUCUCCGCUAUGCUGACCAUACAAAUUGUCCCAAGCUGUAAUGAAUGAUACAUGAUUUCAAUGACUGCACCAGCAACUAUCCUUUCUCUUGAAUGUGGUGUUUUCUUAUCUAGUAAUGACUUUUGAUUUCCAUUGAAAUUGCCAGUCAUCCUCUGAACUUAAUGCUAAACAGAGGGCCACAUUUUUCUUUUACUAGACGCUGUUGGAAGUGGCUUGGAAGGUGACUUACAAUGA